Messenger RNA from Phlebotomus argentipes, 6668 nucleotides. RefSeq lists its product as uncharacterized. The coding region runs from base 561 to 3722 and encodes 1053 amino acids. Lineage: Eukaryota; Metazoa; Arthropoda; Insecta; Diptera; Psychodidae. Gene Ontology annotation, biological process: intracellular signal transduction; G protein-coupled receptor signaling pathway; regulation of G protein-coupled receptor signaling pathway. The record is from RefSeq and is a predicted model, not a curated record. The transcript is spliced from 13 exons.
UUCGAGUGUCUCGCCUCAGACGCGUCCGCGGUCUCGAUCCCAGGCCCAGUGCGAGAAGUGUGUGCCGAGGGAAAGCGGGCAGUGCGUGUGAAAACGAGCAUCCGAGAGAAGCCCAGCGACUUAUCUCUGACGCCCAUGAUCUGUGCAAAUUGAAUAAAAGUGCCGUGCUUCUCCGCGAAGUGCCGUCGUCUUUCCAGAGGCCCCAGCAUCUGUAGCCCCAGUGGAUGGUGUGAAAAUAGGAGGCCUCGGAUAUUAAGCCGCGACUGCACUUGCUGAUCGCAUGUGGGGGUGACGCCGAGAUGGGUGAGGGGCUCGAACCGCUGCAUACAGAUACCUCUUGUCUGUUCUGGUCGCAGCCCCAGAUUCCGUCUCGUGGAAAUCUCUUCGAGCAAUCGAAGAUUGUGGGCGAUUCAUCUGAUAAAUCACUGUGGCAAGGCGAGACGCAGUGGCCGACAAGAAACAGAGGAAACCUAUAAAUGGAGUUAUUGAGAUUUUCUUGCAAACACACCAAAAUAAUGGAGUUUGGCUAGAGUAGCUCUUCAUCUCCCAAUCUGGUGGCAAUGGAGCCACCCAGUUCUGGCGUUGUUCCGCCAGACAAAGACAAGGAGAAGAAUCCGCAGUCACCGCAGCCCAGCGCCCUCAGCUUCCCCACAAUCCAGAUAACAUCUGUCGGCGGUGGAUCAGCCGUUGCAGCCUCGGUCGCCAGCUCGGCCGCCUCCUCUUCCGGGCUCACCGCCGGCGGCGGAAUGGCGGGCACGGCGGCGGCGCAGCCACAAACUCUCGAGAGACUCUCCAGGCCCAUGGCGUUCGACAAGAUGGAAGGUCUCGUCCGGGAGAUGCAAGACACGGAGAAUGGCGUGCCAGUGCGAAGCCAGAAGCUCUUCCUCACAUCCAUUCCAUCUGCUUUCAUGGGCUACGAUCUGGUGGAGUGGCUGAUGGAGCGACUGGGCAUUGAGGAAUCCGAGGCGCUGAACAUCGCCAAUCAGCUGUGCCUCCACGGUUACUUCUUCCCCGUGAACGACAGCAAGACGCUGGUGGUGAAGGACGACUCCUCGCUGUAUCGCUUCCAGACGCCCUACUACUGGCCAUGGCAGCACAAGGCGCCGGACAAUGUGGAGUACGCCAUCUACCUGGAGAAGAGAUCCAUGAGGAACAAGCAGCGCCACGGUCUGGAGGACUACGAGAGCGAGGCGCUGAGCAGUCUGCACAAGAACCUGAAGGGCAAAUGGGACAUCAUAAAGAUGCAGGCGGAGGAGCAGGUGAAGCUGGCCAAGGAGCGCAAGAAGGGUGACAAGAUCGUAGGAGAUUCGCAGGAGAGAGCGUACUGGCGCGUCCAUCGGCCGCCGCCGGGGCAAUUCACGCCGCUGGAGCCGUGUCCUGUGCCGUCGCGCGAUCGUCAGGGCCGGCCGAGGCGGCGCAGCGCGGACGAUUGGCAGCGUGAGGUGGACUUCCUGGCCGCCUCGCUGGGGCGCACGCGGAUGAAGAUGUCGCAGGCGUGCGAGAGUCUCGUGGCGUACCAUGAGAUCUUCGCCGAGUACGAUCCGCUCAUGCAGCCGGCGCUGCCGUCGAAUCCGUGGGUGUCGGAGGACACGACGUUCUGGCAGCUCAACAGCGCCCUCGUGGAAGUGCCCACGGAGAAGCGCGUGAAGCGCUGGAGCAUCUCCAUCGAGGAGCUCGUGUCGGAUCCCACGGGCCUCAUCGAGUUCACGGCGUACCUCAAGAAGGAGUACUCGCACGAGAACAUCCGCUUCUGGCUGGCCGUCAAUGAUCUCCGGCGGUCGGCGCACUCUCAGAUCGCUCGCAAAGUGAAGGAGAUCUACGAGGAAUUCCUCGAGCCUGGAGCACCAUGUGAGAUCAAUGUGGACUGCAAGACGAUGGAGAAGGUGCAGCAAGGCUUGAAGAGCCCCUCGAGAUUCACCUUCGACGCGGCCGCGGAGCAUAUCUACGCUCUGCUGCUGAAGAAAGACUGCUAUCCGCGCUUCAUUCGCUCCGAGCACUACAAAUCCCUCCUCGCCAGCGGAAUCCAGCCGUCGCACAAGAAGCGCUUCUUCGGCUUCGGCGGCGCCGGAAAGAAGAAGGCCUCCACAGCGGUGACCCCCAAUGUUGGCCUCCUGACCCAGGGUUCGGGGUCGGGCAUGACGAACCCACAGAGCAGCCUAGGUCGGCGGCGUGGCAGCGACAGGAGCCUGUCAGGGUCGGCACACGAGUUGGCCGUGUCCGGAGUGAAAGACGCUUCCGGCAAAGUUCCGCACUCGCACAGUCAGAGCAAUUUGAGUGACAUUCCCUACAGGGGUGAUAUGCCAUCAGGUGGGUUGGUUAUAGCUGUUAUAGCGGAGCAAUCGGAAGUCCCAAACAAAGUUGCCCCCACACUCUCCCCUGGAGGAUUCAAUCAGAAAACGAAAAUUCAAGAGCCAGCCAGUCUCGAGGCGUCCGCCGAGACGUCCGCCGUGUGCCCAUGGGAUUCCGGUCCAUCCGUGGAGUCAUCCGUGUCCGUGUCCAUCUGUCCGUGGGAGGAGGAGGGUGCGAGCGUGCCAUCGAAUAAAUCAGGAGCCAGACCGAAAGUGCCAUCGCAGUUGGAGAUCAGGAAUACGUCCAGUGAAAUUACAGAAGUUUCCGAGAGAAUGAGACGCUCCUGUGGCCUCAGGCAGAACACCCUUGAUUCUGAUUUUCACAGCACAAAGCGUCUUAUGCCCGCCGUCACGGAGCAAAGAAGAGCUUCAGUUACUAUCGCACCUAGACUCUCCGAUCUGCAAUUUUCCACACGUCAGUCCUCCCUGGGCGCCGGAAUCUCAGGGAUUUUCGCAUCAGCUCCGCUUCCCUUUACCGAUCAUCGCUACAGCACGUCGCAGCUCUCGCUCUCAACCUCGGGUGCCGAGGACAAGGAGUCGGGUAAGGCGAAGCCGGGGCCCAUCCAGGAGGAGGCGGCCAAGGGCGGCAGUCCGCGGAGGGCGGCGAGCGAGGAGAAGAGCGCCAAGACACCGCUCGGGCGCAGCAAUGAGUCCCUGACGGUGGAGAGUGCCGCUCAGGCGCCGACGCCAGAGGCAGAGCCCAGAUCGCAGGGCGUCACGCCGACCAUCAGCGUGUGUCCCAUUGAGGAGGUAGAGCCUCCGGAGCCCGUGGGCAUCGUGAAGAAAUCCACCAGCUUCCAGCUCGUGAAGGAGGUGGUCGAGGAGGAGGACGACGAGAUCAUCAAGUGCACCUCGGCGGCCGAAGAUGCGGCCUCGGCCAAGGCGGAGAGCGUCUCGCCGACGAUCGAGGAGUAUCAGGAGUGCUUGGAGAAGUUUCCCAGGCACAGCGUGCGCCAGGAGUCGUCCGAGGACUAUGACUACGACGAGAUGCCCGCCGAGGGGCGCGUGACGCUACAGCCGGGCUGUGUGGCGCCGGCGCCCACUCCGGCGCCCUCCAUAGCGCCGCUGGCCGAGGUGGAGCAGGACACGCAGGACGAUGAGCCGGAAGAGGAGGAGGCAACCACGCCGGCGGCUACGCGCUCCACGCCGUCGACUCCGGGCCCAGAGAGCGCGGCAGCUGGGCAGAAGAAGAGGCGCAAGAAGCGGGACUCGGAAACGAAGCACAGCGACGACAGCAAGGAUGAACAGGGCGAAAAGAAGAGCCAGGAGGACGAUGGCAAGAGGAAUCCGGUGUGUCCCUGGGAAGAUGAAGACAUGUCCGCAACUGUAGACGCGCCAUUUGUUAAAACUUACGCCACUCUUGGCUAUCUCUGAGAGAGGGAAUGACAACUGUGACAGAGAUUGACGCUGAGGAAGGUGAAAAUCCACGAUAAACUUUCAAAAGUUGUUAAACUGAUAUUUAAAAAGAAAAAAAACUCUAUCCAAAGAAGUGGAAGGAAGACAAAGAGAUGAAAUAUACUUGAGAAAAUAAAAAUCUUACAUCAUAGGCUUGUCUGUACUUGUAUUAAUUAAAGAAGAAGAAAAAGGGUGGUGAAAAGGAGCAGAGAAAAGAUGAAAUCUAUAAAAAAAAAACUUAUUGUUGUUAGAUAACAUUAUUGGAUUCAUGCCUAACAUUUUAAAGAUGAUAAAACACUUUGCAUGGACGGUGAAGAGAGAGUAAUUUAGGCGUAUAACAAAUUCAUUCCCUAUUUUCUGCGAGAAAACACACUCGUGAGUAAGAACGGGGAUUUUUCCACAGUGCUUUCCGGCUUGUUGGGCAAUUGAGAUUUCACAGGAGGAAAAAAGGCGCUCAAUGGAAAUUCACAACUCGGCAAAUACGGAAAACCUGGUUGUGUCGUUGCCAAAAUCGUUAAUUUGCAGCGCAAUUGUUUGAAUUUGUUCACCACAGUUUUCGAAGGGAUGUUUUUCGGGAGGGGGGAGGGGAAUAUUGGGGAUAUUGCAAUGUUAUCAAUAUUGAGGGUGAGUUCACAAAAAGAGCCCCAUAAUGUGCACCGACUUUUUAUUGUCACAUUUCAUUAGCUCCAAUUCAUGCUAUGGUGAACAAGAUAUUCUUGCAUUGUGGAACGUUUUUUGGAAGGCAAUUCAAAGUAAAUUGAAUGCUCUCAAAAUGCCUUUAAUUUCACUCGAGAAAAAAGGAAGAAAAAAGUAUGUAAUAAUAAUAAUACAUAAAUAUAAUAUUUAAUGGGAAAGUAAAAGAAAAAAUUAUAAUCCAGUAAUAAAUGUUUAUUGAAUAUUAAUCUUAUUGUAGCAUUAUUGUAAUCUCCUAAAUAAUAACAUAAAUAUCAAUGUUCUAUGAUAAAUAUAUGUAAACAGUAAAAACCAACGUCACAUUUUGAACACAGUUAGAGAGAAUAAGAGAAUGAGAAUUGCAAAGAAACACAAAAGGAAUGAAGACAUUUUUUUCUCCAUUUUCUGUCGCAGAAGGAAAAAAAAACAAUUCUCCGCGCAUUAAAAUACAGGGAAAAUGAAUUAUUUACUCACAAACAUUGUCAAACCAGGAUCAAAUCACAAGUUAAAAUAAUAAUGUGGAAAAAAAAAUCAGUGAAAAACGACAAUUCUAAUGAUAGAAUGAAGAAAAAUGCCCACGUUGACACAAAGAGAGUGAAGAAAAUGGAAAUUAGGAUAAACUUUCGUAAAUCACGAAUUCAGUAGAGAAAAAUAUUAAAUAAAAAUUUAAUCCUAGUUCGUAAAUAUUUAAUGAUAAAUUCAGAGUGGAAAUUCAAGGCAUUGCAUUUUGAUUGCGGCACAAUUUUUCCAAACAAAGAAUUAAAUACAAAAGAGAAGUUCUGAGUGACAAAUUCUUUUGGGGGAUUUUUUCCUCUGGUGAAAUCCAAUUGAUCAACACUGGAAGUCAUUUGGGGUGAGAAUCUCGGUGAAUUAUUCAUUUUUAAAAUAGAGGGUGGAAAAAAUAAUCCUGAAUAGAACUAAAUAUUCUUUGCGUGAAGAAUUUAAAGAAAAGAGAAAUCGUAAAUGUAGCUAUUUGUCUUAGCCAGGAAGAAUAAAUCUAAUAAAGAAACAUCUUGUUUUCUAACAAUGAAAGUGUCAAAAGAAAAUCCAUAAAUGAAGAGAAAAUCAUAAAAUUUUAUCUAAAAAUACAAAAAAAAAUUUCAUCUAAAGAAGAAAAAAACCUUAAAUGUAAGAAAACAAUUUUUGUGCUCUAGAAAAAAAGGAAGAGGAGAAAAAAAAACACUACAGAAGAUAAAAUCGUGGUUAAAAAAGUGUGGAAAACUGAUUUUUAUUAAAUAUUUAAAAAAAAAGUAAAUAUAUUGAAAUAUAGAGUAUUGAAAAUGUUGAAUUUUACUAGAAAGUAUCUUUUUUUUAUUUGUAAGAAUUGCAUUAGUGAGAAUACUUAUACGGAAUAUUUUGUGUACUUCAGCAUAUAAUCAUUGUCAAGUAAGGAGUAAAUAAAACAUUUUUUGAUGGCCUACAGAUUGAUGAUGACUUGUGUUUGGCGAGCGUCGAGAGGAAAGACAGGCAGUGAAGUUAAUUUAAACUAAACAUAAUUUUUUUUCUAAUAGAAGAGGAAGAAAUUAUGAGAAUAGAUAAGAUGAGAAUCAUAGGAAAAUUCCCACACUAAAACACACACAUAAGAAAAAAUGUAACCACCGUUUAGUUUGCAGACAGAAUAGAAGAAUGUGAACUAUAUUUCUGGAAAAUAGUAAAAAAAAUAGCUGAGAAAUCAAUUAAUGUGUAAAUAGUGAUCAUUCAUGAGAUGUACUCAUUAACAUGAGACUUUGUUAGAGGAAAAAUUAAUAAAAAAAAAAAUGAUUAAAAGUGAGGUAAAACUUGCCAGUUUUUGUGCCGCUAAAAAAAUAUUAAACUAACUAGUGAAAAACAUAAAGUAAAAAAAAAGAAAACGUUUCGAUUAAUAUAUUAUUAUUAACGCACAAAAUCCAAUUCUCUCCAAACUUCCUGUUUUCCCAUCUUAAAUCUCAAAAAUUUCUGAGCAAUCGCGUGAUCCAAAGUCACUUUCUUUUUCCGCCCCUCAAAAAAAAAAACAAAACCAAACAAUAAAUGUUUGAGAGAAAAAGAAGAGAAAAAAAUUCUGCAGAAGCAAACGAAAAAUCCCUCAAUGGAUCGUGAAUGUCUCAAUCUGAAAAAAAAUGUGCGCCAAUAAGAAUAUAUUCAAGUGGAAUUUAGAUAAAGUAUGAAUUUAAAAUUGAAAAAAAGGAAUAUUAUGAAGAAAGAUUUGAAGGAGAAUAUAAAAUUGUUGAUAGAAAAAUUAUGAUUAAUCGAAAUAAAAAGUACAAUAAAAAUGCA